Molecule: messenger RNA, 1338 nt
Organism: Meloidogyne enterolobii
Lineage: Eukaryota; Metazoa; Nematoda; Chromadorea; Rhabditida; Meloidogynidae
Source: the annotation of a GenBank genome assembly
AUGAGUUAUUAUGGAAAUGAUAUUUAUCGAUGGUCAUCAAGAAAAGCAGAAGAUGAGGAAAAGGAAAAGAAGUAUAAUGAAUUGAUGCAACGACAAAAGGAAGGAAAAGCUUCAGAUACAGCUGUUGAGAAUGAUUAUUUUGAAGGGGACGAUUCUGAUGAAGAUAAUAAUAAUGUUGAUGAUGAACAUGAAAAAUCUGAUGAUACAAAAAUACAAAAGAAUAAGAAAAAUGGAGUUGAAAAAGAAAAGGAAGAAGAAGAUGAUGAUGAUGAAUUAGAUGCAUUUAUGGCAGAAAUAAAUAAACAGGCACAAACAGAAAUACAUGAAAGUAGACAAAAGGAAGAACACGUAAUAAAUACAGGUGACUUUACGGGAGGACAAGAAGGAAGAGAUGAUAUUGAACAAGAAGAUAUGCAAGAAAGCAUGAUAAAAUUUAUGGAAGAAUAUAAAGAAAGACAUGCAAGUGAUGACGAAGAUGAAAAUGUUGUUGAAUAUGAUGAAGAAGGAAAUGUUAUAUGGACAUGGAAGAAGGAAAUUGACCCUCUGCCACCUAUUGACCAUUCGGAAAUUGAGUAUAAACCUUUUGAAAAGAAUUUUUAUUCUGAACAUCCAGACAUUGCAGAUUUGACAUUACAACAAGCAUUUGAAUUGAGGAUUACAUUGGAUAUUCGUGUUUAUGGACAAAAUAUCCCAAAACCAGUUGUUAGUUUUGGACAUUUCCAAUUUGAUAAACCUAUAAUGAAUUUAAUUGUUAAAAAUGAAUUUGAAAAGCCUACGCCUAUACAAGCACAGGCAGUUCCAGCAGCUUUAUCAGGCAGAGACGUUUUGGGAUUAGCAAAAACUGGAAGUGGAAAAACUUUGGCAUAUAUAUGGCCUACAAUUGUGCAUAUAAUGAAUCAAGAAGAAUUAGCACCGGGAGAUGGGCCGAUUGCUUUAAUUGUUGUUCCGACAAGAGAAUUGGCUAUUCAGGUUUACAACGAAGCAAAGCGUUAUACUUCCCUUUACAAUAUUGCUCUAGUUUGUGCUUAUGGUGGUGGAUCCAAAUAUGAGCAGAAAAAAGCUUUGGAAAAUGGAGCUGAAUUGGUUAUUGGAACACCUGGAAGAAUAAUUGACUUAGUUAAAAUUGAAGCAACAAACUUUUUAAGAACAACAUUUCUUGUCCUCGAUGAGGUUUUUUUUAAUAUUUUUUUGAGAUUAGGUCUCAAAGCCUUUCUCCCUCUUCCCUUCCUCAAGAAAGCAGCCCCCUAUGGAUUAGUGGGGACUUGGAUCAAAAACAUCAAUUUUGCCAAUCUUGGGGACUCUCUUGUCAGUCCUGGGGACUCUUGCUGGUAUUUUUAG